This is a messenger RNA of Racocetra fulgida, 327 nucleotides long. Lineage: Eukaryota; Fungi; Glomeromycota; Glomeromycetes; Diversisporales; Gigasporaceae. The record is from the annotation of a GenBank genome assembly.
UGCUGUCUGAUGAUAACUACUUAGACCAAGAGUAUGGUUCUGAACUAACAACAGAAAGAGUUGAGGAAACAUUCUCUACUAACGAACAAGAAGCCUUCACCGAAUUUCAAACAGAACGACAGGCACCUAUUAUGAACGAAGAAAACAUAACUAAUGUCAAUACAUCAGAACCAAAAAAUAGGCACACUAAAAAGCACCUAGGUUCGACUCUUCAAGUCUUAAAAUCAUCACAAAAAAUAACAUCCGACGAAACGAAUGAAGAAUAUUUCAAAAAAGUAAUGUCUAAUAAUCGACAAGGGAAAAAAAUGAAAGCUUCAAAGAAUAAAG